AUGGAGAGAACCUAUUCAUAAUAAAUAUUUACUAAAAUUAUGAAAUUUACAAAACAAUCUAAUUAAAGUAGUCAAUCGAGGUUGUUACAUAUAUAUUGUAUCAUGAUUGUUUGUUCUAUGUUUUUGUCAACAACAUUUUUGAAAUGUAUUUAAUUUAAGAGAGACAAAAUGAGAUGAUAUCAUCUAGCUAAAUUUGAAAGUUAUAAUCAGAUUAUUACUGGCGUAUAAUUAAAAAGCAACAAAUCAUCAUAUGGAUUACAGAAUCAAGUUUGGAUUAUGUUUAAUUAGAUUCACAAUUCUAACCAAUUCAAUUCAAUUUGUUUAUGCGUUUUGAUAGCAAAUAUUAGUAGUGGAGAUCAAUUAGAAUUUGACAUUUGUGACUAGAAACUGUUAAAUAUUUUCAACUUAGAAUGUAUAGAAAAUAUAACAGUUAGUAUAGAAAAUUAUAUCGAUAUUAUUCAUCAUUUUAAAUGAAUAUUGAAUUAAAUUGUUCAUUAUCAUCUUAUAAGAGAACUUGAUUUAGUUGGCUUUUGCCAAAAUAGAGACAUAGCAAUUAUUUAGUAAAAAAUAAAUUAGAGCUUUUAUUAUGAUUAGGAGUUGUUUAUAAAUGAGAUUGUUAAGUACGAAAUAAAGCAUAUGUAAUUGGUAUGUGACAAAAUCAAAACUAUUCGAUUGGCACUUAUAUGAUUGA
Molecule: messenger RNA, 691 nt
Organism: Paramecium octaurelia
Lineage: Eukaryota; Ciliophora; Oligohymenophorea; Peniculida; Parameciidae
Source: the annotation of a GenBank genome assembly